Messenger RNA from Colletes gigas, 991 nucleotides. It is a transcript of the gene Rpb8, whose product is annotated as DNA-directed RNA polymerases I, II, and III subunit RPABC3. Bases 264 to 710 code for a protein of 148 amino acids. NCBI's taxonomy places the organism in Eukaryota, Metazoa, Arthropoda, Insecta, Hymenoptera, Colletidae. The record is from RefSeq and is a predicted model, not a curated record. Gene Ontology annotation, cellular component: RNA polymerase III complex; RNA polymerase I complex; RNA polymerase II, core complex. The transcript has 3 exons. Gene Ontology annotation, biological process: DNA-templated transcription. Gene Ontology annotation, molecular function: DNA-directed RNA polymerase activity.
GUAGCCGUGUCGGUCGCGAUACUCGUUCCGUCGAGAGAAGAAGAACCAGUUGUGUGUGUGUUCGUCUAUCGUCGCGUCGUUGUCGUCGUCGUCGUCGUCGUCGUUCCACAUCGCGUAUUCGCGUUUAACCUUUUCCCCAUCGUUGUCGCGGCUACGCGCCGUAAGAUUUUUCGUUUCUUUUCGCGCGACUAACCUACAUACGCGGCCAGCAAUCAUGGCGAAUCGCGGCGAGUCGAGACGCGUCAACGAUUAUUCGUCGAUAAAUGGAUGGUUCUCGGGUGCGAGGACUAGGAAGAGGAAAAACGCGUAACCGAAUCGCGAGCGUUAAUGGUGCGCAAUCGGUCGGAGACAUUCGUGCGUUAUCGUUCGAUGUCGUCGAAAGCAGCUCGUGCAGAAGCAAGGUCGUGACAGGGGAUAAGUUUCGUCUGGUUCUCGCGACGACCUUGAGAGAGGACGGCUAUCCGGAUGGAGGGGAGUGGAACGCGACGGAACAGGAAGGAGGCUCCAGGGCAGACAGUUUCGAAUACGUGAUGUCUGGAAAGGUUUUCCGAAUCGAGGGCGACGAAGCCAGCAACGAGCCCAGCAGCAGAUUGUCUGCCUACGUAUCGUUCGGAGGACUGCUGAUGAGGUUACAGGGUGACGCAAACAACCUACACGGUUUCGAGAUUGAUCAGCAUAUGUACCUACUCAUGAAGAAACUCGCGUUCUAACUGCGCCAUACGUUGGAACAUGACUUGGGAAAUUUAUAUCUUGAAUAUUGUUUUCUUAGAGCAUAAAGAUUACUAGAACUAGUCGAAGUUCGCGACCACUGAUGUGCAUUUAAAAAAGACUUAUACCUUGUACCUUUCACGAAAACAGAGAAUCGUAAAAAAGAUUCUUAUUUAUUUCAGACUCUUCAGUCGUGAAUAUACGGAUCUUGAUCAAGAGCAUUGCCACUGCCACAAUUUCUAAGACACACACAGUGAUCAAUAAAGAUAUUUUUCCAUGUUAA